Molecule: messenger RNA, 1245 nt
Organism: Lolium rigidum
Lineage: Eukaryota; Viridiplantae; Streptophyta; Magnoliopsida; Poales; Poaceae
Product: succinate--CoA ligase [ADP-forming] subunit alpha, mitochondrial-like
Exons: 7
Coding region: 16-1002 (328 amino acids)
Biological process (GO): tricarboxylic acid cycle
Cellular component (GO): mitochondrion; succinate-CoA ligase complex (ADP-forming)
Molecular function (GO): succinate-CoA ligase (GDP-forming) activity; succinate-CoA ligase (ADP-forming) activity
Source: RefSeq, a predicted model, not a curated record
GGCCAGCACAUCGCCAUGGCCGCCUCCUCCCGCCGCGCGUCGCAGCUGCUUGGAUCCGUCGCCUCCCGCCUCCUCCACCAGCGGGGCUAUGCCGCCGCGGCGCCCUCGCCGGCGGUUUUCGUCGACAAGAGCACCCGCGUGAUCUGCCAGGGCAUCACCGGGAAGAACGGCACCUUCCACACCGAGCAGGCCAUCGAGUAUGGCACCAACAUGGUGGGUGGAGUUACUCCCAAGAAAGGUGGGACUGAGCACCUUGGCAUUCCAGUUUUCAACUCAGUAGCAGAAGCUAAGGCCGAGACGAAGGCGAAUGCCUCUGUUAUAUAUGUUCCACCACCAUUUGCUGCUGCUGCAAUAAUGGAGGCAAUGGAAGCAGAGCUUGACCUUGUUGUAUGCAUUACCGAAGGGAUACCUCAGCAUGACAUGGUGAAAGUGAAGGCUGCUCUGAACAGGCAAUCAAAAACCCGAUUGAUCGGACCAAAUUGCCCUGGUAUCAUUAAGCCUGGUGAAUGUAAGAUCGGAAUUAUGCCAGGUUACAUCCACAAACCAGGGCGCAUUGGAAUAGUAUCUCGUUCUGGUACCUUGACAUAUGAAGCGGUGUUUCAAACAACAGCCGUAGGCCUGGGGCAGUCAACCUGUGUAGGCAUGGGAGGCGAUCCCUUUAACGGCACUAAUUUUGUUGACUGCCUCGAAAAGUUUGUUGCUGAUCCUCAGACAGAAGGUAUUGUUCUUAUUGGUGAAAUUGGAGGUACUGCCGAGGAGGAUGCUGCAGCCUUUAUCAAGGAGAGCAAGACAGAAAAGCCUGUUGUUGCAUUCAUAGCUGGACUUACUGCACCCCCGGGCCGCCGCAUGGGCCAUGCUGGAGCAAUUGUGUCAGGGGGGAAGGGUACUGCCCAAGACAAGAUCAAGGCACUCAGAGAGGCUGGGGUUACUGUUGUUGAAUCGCCUGCUAAGAUUGGUUCGACGAUGUUCGAAAUUUUCAAGCAGCGUGGGAUGGUAGAGUAGAGAGAAGAAAUGGUACAGUAGAAAGAAAACAUCGGGAAACUUCCUUUUGCUGCUCGUUGGUUAAUAGCGAGCAACACCUUUGGUAGAGCCGUGUCUCUGGCCGCUGAAUUGAGCUUCUCAGUCAUCGUUUUCUUUCUUUCCCUGUCUUCAGUGUGAAGAUUGCCUUUUCAUGUGCUCAUUUCAAAUCUUCAAUAAGACAAAUUCUUGAUAUGCAAUUGCUUGGAAUUCAUGGGGAUACCCAAA